AGUGAAAUGGAUAAGCUCGGAAUUAUCGACGUGUCAUUGGACGGAUUCGCCGAGAACUCAAUUCCAGCUCCGGGGGCGGAGAGCUUCCUACCCCCACAUUUGUAGGAACGGGACAGAUAUUUGUAGAGGCAGACGUAGACACGAGCUCAACUCAUGGAGCCAACGCCCCCAGCGUACACUUUCACGCAACUCUCACACGCUACCCUCUCUAUUUGCACGCUUCUCUCUCUCUCUCUCUCCCUGUUCUCACCUUCUUAAGCCCUUGAAUUGACUCUCAUCCUCCUCCUCUUUCUCUCCUUCUCUCUGCGUGUGUCCUCUAUUUCUGAUUCUGAUUCGAUGGCUGCGCUACGGGGAGUUGCUUUCGCUACAAGCCCGGAGCGGGUGGAAGUGAAAUUUUUUAGUGAAAAUAUUUCGACAAGACUGAUUAAGCCUAGUUUUGUCUGUGUCAAACGUAAGUCUGCCUUUUCUUAUAGAAGACAAGUCUGGAAAACCAAAUGCUCAUUAUCUAGAAAAGCCGUGCCUCCACUGGAAUCAGCAGAAAAUGCUCGCAGUGCUUUGACGGAUUAUCUGGAGGAAGAAUCAGGGCAUGUUAUAAGGUUCAGCAUGUCCGAUUUUAAACUGCUUAACCGUGUCAGUAUUGGCCUUGGUGGGAGGGCGGAUGAAGUAGUUUACGAAGGUAUAGUGAAGGAUUCUAGCAGCCCUUUAUAUAAAACCAGAGUUGUGCUCCGGCAAUUUCUAAGCUCACAAGCUCAACGUAGGGGAAAGCGAGCAAUAGAGGUUUUGAAGAAGUUAGUCCGCCGCAGACUCCUUUACCAUUCUUACUCGAUGCAAGUUCAUGGUUAUAUCUAUUCACCUGCAAGUAGCGGCCGUGGCUUGUUUACCCUGGUUCAUGGGUAUCAUGGCAGUUUUUCUUUGAGGCAUUGGCUUCAACAAUCGGAUUGGCUUCCUACCUUGGAAGCUACUCUAGCAUUGGAUGAAGAAUCUGUGAGGAGGGUGGGAGAUGAUACAAUUGGAGGGCCUGCAGUCUCUCGGCAGCUACGAAUCAUUCGUAUAUUGAUGAGAGAUCUCUUAAUUGGAGUGAAUUACUUGCACAGUCAUGGACUUGCCCAUACAGAGUUGAGGCUGGAGAAUGUUCAUAUAAGCCCAGUCGAUAGACAUGUUAAGGUAGGGAUACUAGGGAACGCUGCUGACUUUUAUGAGGAUGGUCCAAACAGUAAUGCGCUGGACACCUGCAUAGACCGGCGACAGAUGAUGAUUGCAUUUGACAUGAGAUGUGUUGGAUUCAUGAUGGCAAAAAUGGUGUUGCAAGAAUUAAUGGAUCCUGCAAUCUUCACAAGGUUCAAAUCAUUCCUCGUGAAGGGAAAUGAUCCUUCAUGCUUGCGGGAAUUUUUAUUGCGAAUACUUAGAAGGAAUUCCCCAUCUGGUAGUGCUGGACUCCAAAUACUUGAUCGGAAUUGGGGUGCUGGUUGGAACCUUCUGUCCUUGUUACUUGCAAACAAACCUUCUAAGAGAAUAAGUUGUUUGGAUGCUCUCAGACACCCAUUUUUGUGUGGACCUAGAUGGCGGGUUGUCCCAUCCAUGAAUAUUAUUAGGUGGGGCCUUGGUUCAACUGCAGUGCGCAUUGCAGAGGAAUAUAUUUACAGCAGGCCACAGCGUAAUAGGCUUGCCUACUUUGUUGAAUUGAUGGAGAUGCUGAACCCGCAUUCAAGGCCAAAGAGCUGGUUGGAGUUUCUGCCUGGAAAAUGGCGUCUAUUGUACUGUACGGGGAGGCACAUAGGCUUAACCCUUCGUCAGCCCUCAGCUCGGGUUCUCAUCGGAGAUGUUAACCUAACUGUUUCAAGAGCAUCAAACCUAAACACCAGCCUUUCUUUCACUUCUGAUAUUGGCUUCACAGUCAUGAUGGGUCAUGAUUGGCCUCAUGAUAAGACUGGCAUUACUGGGAAAUUGGAAGUAGACUCUGUAUUUAGAUUAACAUCCGGAAGACGGUUGUAUCUCAAGGAAGAAAAAAGUGCUGGAAGGUUCUCCUUCGGUCAAUCAAACAAUUUUGAUUCAUUAUUUCAGAAAUUGUCAGCUAGGAAAUGGAGGAAAGCAAUCCCUUUUAAGGAGUUCCCAUCAAGCCUUCCAGUAGCUAAGCUUGCUUCAAAUGACAUAGAGGUGACGAUGAAUCUUGGUGCAACACUUGAUCAAACUGUUGCUACUGCAAAAAAUAUAAUUAAAGAAGUUCGAACGCAAAUACCUCCUGAAAUGUUUGAUUUGUCAAAGCUUGUUUGUGGGACAUAUGUGGACUCCAGGCUUCUAGUCCUCCGUGGGGUGAAUGGUUCAGCUCUCCUAUUUACAAGGUCUUGCGUUGAUGAAACAUUGUAGAUAACUAUUUUCAUGGAGGGAAGUGUAAUUAUGUUCUUCAUUCUCUUAUUGUACAAUCUGUACAAAAAUUCUUAUCUAAUUCACGAUAUGUAUACUACCUGGAAUUGAUUGGAUAAGAUGCUGUGUACUCCAUUUACAAAUCUGUAAAGUUUACUACAUAGAUUGUGCAAGAUUUUCCUUAUUCUGUAUGUACUUGAGAAAUUGAAAAUUAAAGCGAACUUGUGAUGUGAAAAAGCAAUAAUGAAAAUCCUUUUUGUUUC
Molecule: messenger RNA, 2624 nt
Organism: Manihot esculenta (cassava)
Lineage: Eukaryota; Viridiplantae; Streptophyta; Magnoliopsida; Malpighiales; Euphorbiaceae
Product: probable plastid-lipid-associated protein 14, chloroplastic
Exons: 14
Coding region: 337-2364 (675 amino acids)
Biological process (GO): protein phosphorylation
Molecular function (GO): ATP binding; protein kinase activity
Source: RefSeq, a predicted model, not a curated record